This is a messenger RNA of Fusarium oxysporum Fo47, 486 nucleotides long. Its product is annotated as alpha-acetolactate decarboxylase-domain-containing protein. The transcript has a single exon. Lineage: Eukaryota; Fungi; Ascomycota; Sordariomycetes; Hypocreales; Nectriaceae. Gene Ontology annotation, molecular function: acetolactate decarboxylase activity. The record is from RefSeq and is a predicted model, not a curated record. Gene Ontology annotation, biological process: acetoin biosynthetic process. Bases 1 to 486 code for a protein of 161 amino acids.
AUGAGCUUUCUGAAUUUGCAGAGUGUUCUUGCAUCUCAGACCAUCCAAAAACGCACACCACAAAAAGGAAAAAGACUCCUGGAAUGGAAACCAACGUCGUCACCCAGUUCUCACUCGUCAAAUGCCGUCUGGGAAGGAGUUGGAAGUUCUGAUCUCACGAUAAGCAAUACUUCUGAUAAAGGCGACCAUGGUCUUGGUAAAUUUCAGCAUCUGGAUGGAGAGAUGGUCAUGGUAGAUAGUCAAGUUUACCAGUUCCGAUCAAACGGAUCAGUAUCUCAGAAAGGAGACGAGGAUAUCAUCGCGUUCUCCCAAGCUGUGUUCUUCAAACCAAAUUCCCAUCUGCAAUUCGACUCCCUGAAUCGGCGAGUCGUUCUUGACUAUCUUGACACCAGCCACCCAGGCAGUCACAAUCUAUUUCGUGCUGUAAAGAUCGAAGGGAUGUUCCUGAAUAUCAAACUUCAUGUUGCACCGAAACAGCAGCACUAA